Molecule: messenger RNA, 1016 nt
Organism: Soboliphyme baturini
Lineage: Eukaryota; Metazoa; Nematoda; Enoplea; Dioctophymatida; Soboliphymatidae
Source: the annotation of a GenBank genome assembly
AUGCCUGAUAUGCCAAGAGAAGAACUGUCGCAAAAGUUCUAUGCACUCUCUCAGAGACAAUCGCUUCCUUUGAUUAAUAUACUCAAUUCAAACGAGGGAAAGGCGGGUCAGCAUCUGAGUCCUAAAGAGCCGAUAUUUUGGAUGGACCGCUUGACGGUUUUGUUUAGGUAUCUGUCUGUGACGGAACUUGGCGAUGCUCCUCAUCCGUGCUUGAAAUCCGUUCAAGAGAUUUGGCCCGUAUUGCUCAGGGCAUGCCAACAAUACGAAGAAAGUCUGAAAGUGGCCGAACAUUGCUGUCGAACUAUCCGUUUCGUGAUUCGCUGUCUCGGUAUGCAGUCGUUACCGUUCAUAAGUCCACUGGUGAACAAGAUGUUUGAAGUCUACCAGAAGCACCCACACUCGUGCUUUCUCUACCUCGGCAGCGUGUUGGUCGACGAGUACGGUGAACACGAAAGUUUUGUUCCGGGUUUGGUGCAGAUGCUUGAGGCUUUCGUCGAUCCGGCAUUCAAGAUUUUGCAGCAAACUAAUGGCCUCCAAAACUGCUCGGACACGGUUGACGACCUGUUCAGAUUGGCAUUGCGGUUCGUUCAGAAAGCACCUGUGGCGUUUUUCCUUUCUGAGAAGCAUCGACCAUUGGUCGCUUGUGCUACGACAUGCAUAACAUUGGAUCACCGCGACGCAUGUCAGAGCGUUAGCAAAUUCGUCGUCGAGGUCUUGGCGUUUGUAUGUGAAAUGAAGAAGAAAUCUUCGCAGAUUCAGUCAGCUAAGAAUGCCGAACAGGUGGUGAACGACUAUGGGCCCUCUUUGGUCCAGAACGUGAUUUUCGGCUCUGUGUUUCAACUGUCGCUGCCAUUGCAUCGUGAGAUGGCUGAAAUCUUAAUGUCCGUUAAACUCCUGAGCCCUGAGUGUCUGUCUCAGUGGCUUGGUGCGGCGUUGAAGGCUUUACCUCGUCAGGGAACGCUGACCGCGUCGACGGAACAGUUAGAGCAGGUUCAUCGUGAAAUAAUGAGGUGAGG